AUGGGCCACAGAGGGAGAUCAGCACCUGUACGGCCUGCAUCUCAAGCAGCCUCUGGAACACCCAAAGAGCCCGUCAAAGCCCACACCAGGAAGCACAAUAUCUGCAUGGUGUCUGAUUUCUUUUACCCUAACAUGGGAGGAGUGGAGAGUCAUAUUUACCUCCUUUCUCAGCGUCUUAUUGAGAAGGGACACAAAGUGGUGAUUGUCACCCAUGCCUACGGCCACAGGAAGGGCAUCCGCUACCUAACCAACGGCCUUAAGGUCUACUACCUGCCUCUACAGGUGAUGUACAACCAGUCCACCACCACCACGUUCUUCCACAGCAUGCCGCUCCUGCGUUGCGUGUUUGUCAGGGAGCGAAUCACUGUUGUGCACUCGCACAGCUCGUUCUCCGCCAUGGCCCACGAUGCUUUGUUCCAUGCUAAGACCAUGGGCCUCAACACGGUGUUCACUGACCACUCGCUGUUCGGCUUUGCUGACGUGAGCUCCGUGCUGACCAAUAAGCUCCUAACGGUGUCGCUGUGCGACACAAACCACAUCGUGUGCGUCUCUUACACAAGCAAGGAGAACACAGUGCUGCGUGCCGCGCUUGAUCCGGAGAUUGUGUCCGUCAUUCCCAACGCGGUCGAGCACUGCGACUUCACGCCCGACCCGUCUCAGCGCUGCGACGACAGGAUCACCGUCGUCGUGAUCAGUCGACUCGUCUACCGCAAAGGCAUCGAUCUUCUCAGUGGAAUAAUUCCAGAGCUCUGCCUCAAACAUCCGGAUCUCCAUUUCCUCAUUGGUGGAGAGGGGCCGAAGAGACUUGUGUUGGAAGAAGUGAGAGAGAAAUACCAGUUACACGACAGGGUCCGACUAUUGGGGCCUCUGGAGCACAAAGAUGUCAGAGGAGUUCUAGUGCAAGGUCACAUCUUUCUAAAUACGUCACUCACUGAAGCUUUCUGCAUGGCCAUCGUGGAGGGAGCCAGUUGUGGGUUGCAGGUUGUUAGCACUCGCGUGGGCGGGAUACCUGAGGUGCUACCCGAGGACUUGAUCACGCUUUGCGAGCCGAGCGUACGCUCGCUGUGUGCCGGGCUGGAAACUGUAAUAGAGCGCCAGCGUUCCGGUGCCGUCCCUUCGCCGGCCUCCAUUCACGCACGGGUGCGGAACCUCUACACGUGGAGGAACGUAGCCGAAAGGACGGAAAAGGUGUAUGACAGAGUAUGUGGCGAGGAGGUGCUUCCGCUGGACCGCCGCCUUCGAAGGCUCAGGACUCACUGCGGCCCUGUGGCCGGCUCCAUCUUUGCCUUCGUGGCAGUUUUGGACUUCCUUUUCCUGUUGUUCCUUCAGUGGUGGCUGCCCGACUGGCUUGUGGACAAGGCUCCCGACGCCAGCGGCCCCCUCGCACUGUGGAAUCAAGAACACAGUCAGAGUAAAACGCGUGCGCCGUCGAAAAGAGUCGUCAAGUGA
Messenger RNA from Nerophis lumbriciformis (worm pipefish), 1449 nucleotides. Lineage: Eukaryota; Metazoa; Chordata; Actinopteri; Syngnathiformes; Syngnathidae. The record is from RefSeq and is a predicted model, not a curated record.